Molecule: messenger RNA, 3456 nt
Organism: Dermacentor andersoni
Lineage: Eukaryota; Metazoa; Arthropoda; Arachnida; Ixodida; Ixodidae
Biological process (GO): proteolysis
Molecular function (GO): serine-type endopeptidase activity
Source: RefSeq, a predicted model, not a curated record
UCUUUCCGCCUUCUUGUCCGAGCAAGUGGCAUGCUCGUCGGGAUUUACUUUAACAGCGCAAGAGUCCCUGCAACGGCGAUGCCAGUGGUUGUGUUGUGACUGCGCAUGCCUUCCUCGGAGGCAUUGUGCGAGUGAUACUGAGGCUUGGAGACCCGAUCAUCACGUGGGGUUCAAUGUCCACGAGAACGUCCAUGCCAGGUGGUGCUUCCGAGUCGCGUCGUGCGGUAACAGUACUCGAGUAACAUGUGCUAACGAAGAACCGCCUGCUGAACGACAACGCGCGCGCGUUUACUGAUUAGUGAUGUUAGUUACACUACGAGUAUUGCGUCUCAGAACAUUUUUUUGUCAACCGUAGAUGGAUAAUCCCGCAUUUCGAUUCGUAACAAGUUAACUUUCAGUGAAAUUAUCUUCACCUCUCCAUGCUCGAUGCAGCUUGGAGCUUUCGAUGGAGGGGGCAUGUAAAAUUUUGUGCCAUUAACUGCACUGGUACUGCUGUUGUGAUUGAACGCUCGUCAGGACGGGGUCGAACGCCUUCGGCGCUCCUCAUCGAAGUGAUAAUUGGUACUGGUUACCGGCGUGCUCUUGAAGCGUCGCUGCGGAUAUUGCCAACGCUCUGUUUGUUUUUUCAUCAGUGCCCGCAGCGCACGUGAAGUCGCCCUACAGGAUUUGCGGGAUGAAAGGCUACGCCUCGGGGUGAAUAACCUCGGAAGCUUCAGCUAUACGCAAGCGAACACAGCGCGGGUGCAUUCGGUGAUGUUCGCUGGGCGAUUAGAAGCUCGUGGACUUGUCUCGACACCGAAGCGCGCAAAUAAGGCCCGGUGUGUCUGGUGCCUCGGUGCGGCUGAUCCAUCGUGAUCGAAGACAGUCCUUGCUUGUGUUUGUGAGCAGACAUUACGGCUGUGCGCAAUGACUUUCAUCUGGCGAGCGUUGUUGACCACGGCGUGGAUUACGAAUCUUUUGAUAAGUCAAGGCGUGUCGUCGUCUGCCCAGCACGGCGGCAAUCGGCGUCAGAAGCGGUUUGCAGCAUGCACACCGGCGGCCAGCGAAGUUCCGCAGGAGUUGUACUCGUUCGCGUCGUGGAUUUACACCGACCCGCACUCGGUGUUCAGCGUGUACGCAAAGUACGACGACCGCCAGCUGAAAAACGUCGCCGUCGACGAUUCCCUUCUCAUCGUCAAGGAACGUCUGCCCAAGAACGGCACUGAACGCGUUUUGCUCAAGACCUCCAAGCUGCGGCCCAACGAGUCGGUGUUGGUGCAGUCAUCCAGCAGCGUCGUCUACGUGACCAGCCCUAACCUUAUGACCGUCACCUACAUCACCUGCUUGGGAGUAGCGCCGCAUGACAGGAAAGUGGGAGCCUGCCACUACGAGGACAACGAGCUCUCGGGCGUCAUCAAGAGUCCAAUGCAUCCCAGCAUUUACCCUCUCGAGGCCUACUGCGAAGUCAAGGUGGCCGUCCCUUACGGAAACGUGAUCAAGUUCCGACUGGAGGACGUCGACCUCUGUCCACGUGCCAACAACACCAUCACGUUCAUCGACGGAGAGGGCUUGGGCGGGCGACACCUGGCAGUGCUAACGCCAAGCGGCACCGGUGAAGGCGGCGGCGUGAACGACACGAUCUUGACGCCUGGCAGGAAAGCCACCGUGGUAUUUCGGGCCAGCUGCGGGCGGGACGUCGAGCGACGGGGCUUCCACAUCACCUACGAGGCCCAACCGUCGGAGGCCGCCGAAAGCGACGGCGGCAGCUCCGCCUCGGACCGGAUAGCGGGCCUUGACCAAGGUGCGUGCGGCAAGCCCCUGCUGUCAAUGCCUGGCGACGCCGUCAACGACCAAGGUUCUAAAAUAGUUAGGGGAAGUGACGCCAAAGUCGGAGCGCACCCGUGGCAGAUUCUGCUGAAGCACGCCAAGACCGACGACGCCUUCUGCGGCGGUAGCCUUAUCAGUCACCGAUGGGUGCUGACGGCGGCGCACUGCUUCAAGCAGUACAGCCGCCACGACGUGCUCGUCGUGCUUGGCAAGCACAGCCUCGUCUACCGCGAGGACCACGAGAUCGUACUCUCCAUCAGGAGGCUGUUGGUUCAUCCGGAGUUCGACAACCGUACGCUGGACAACGACAUUGCCCUGAUCGAACUGCGAGCAGCCAUCCAGUACAGCUCCCGUCUGAGUCCCAUCUGCCUGGGCGACUCGCAGUUCAUCGAACAGAUGGUGUUUCAUGCUGCUAAGCCCGUGCUGGGUUUCGCCAGCGGCUGGGGUCGUGUGAACAUCAAGGGGCCGCGACCGGAAAAGCUUCAGGAAGUGCGACUACCCGUUUUGAGCAAGCAGGUCUGCCUGGAGUCGUCCCCUGCCGCGAUCCGAAAGAAGAUCACGGACAACAUGUUCUGCGCCGGUUACGACGACCAGCCUGUGGUGAUGGACACAUGCGAAGGCGACAGCGGGGGCCCCUUCGUGGCGGAGCUGCAGGGCGUCUGGUACCUCGUGGGAAUCGUCAGCUGGUCCCACCAGGGCAAGUGCGGUGUCCCCGGCCGGUAUGGUUUCUACACCAAGGUCAACAACUACAACGCCUGGAUCGUAGACUCCGUCAAGUCCUCAAGUACCGGUGGCGCAACCUGAACUCUUCGGCGCUUCUUGAAGUGCGCUGAUGUGGACAUGGAAGUGGACGUGGAAGUGCGCGGGGGGGGGGGGGGGGAGGGUAGGGUGCAGAGGAACCAUGCCAUCCCCACUGCCAUCCUGCUGGCAUGCUUGGGGAGUGGAGGCAAACUGGAUGCACAGAUAUUACUUCAAUGUCCCGUGAGUGCCUCUGAUAGCUGUUUUCGCCUUUUGUUGGCUAGAGCACUGCGGCUGGCCUAUACCAGCUAUCCUUCGAUCGUUCAGCAUUGGGCAAGAGAACGCAAGCUCCCGUUUUAUAUAAGCGAGGACGGCAUGGUGAAAGCGUUCAAACCUUUCUUUAGAUUAUUCGUGCCGGUUAGCAUCCCGAGUGGUUAAAGUUGUUUACAGCUUUGAAGCACAAUGCAAGAGUUUUAUGGAGGUUGUUAUCGGUUUGUAGAAAGAUGUAAAUUUGUCAGUGCCUGUGUUCUAAUGAAAGUUCUGAAACUAAACCUGACUAAAACUAAACUACGUAGCGCAUUAAAAUGUAGAAGUCUAGUAAGCGAUCACUGAAUAAAUAAUAGAUGUCUUUAUCUAUUGGGGCGUUACGUUUCUCGUCGAAUGCCAUCGGAAAAUCCUAGGAUGGAGAGCCCGCGCGAUAGAAAGGGCAGAGGGGGUAGGGGGGGGACGACGCUGAGUUAUGUAUUUCGAUGGGGACGGAAUGUAAAAACACCCAUAAACCGUGCAUUGGGGGCACGUAAAUGAACCCCAAGCGGUCGAAAUUAAUCCAGAGUCCUCCCCUACAGUGCGCCUCAUUAUCAUGUCGCAGUUUUUGGAAUGUAAAACACCAGGAAUGAAUUAUGUCCAAGUGGU